Molecule: messenger RNA, 1370 nt
Organism: Schistosoma turkestanicum
Lineage: Eukaryota; Metazoa; Platyhelminthes; Trematoda; Strigeidida; Schistosomatidae
Source: the annotation of a GenBank genome assembly
GCUUAAGGUCACAAGAGGUCUUAACCCCUGACGACCUUGCGCACUAACAAUGGGUUUAACUAAAAAAAUUGCAUCACCAACUGAUUUACGUCAGUGGACAUCUUCCAUUGCUUGUAAUGAAAUUCUUAAUUUAAUCAAUAGUGUCAAUAGUAAAUUGGUCUCUCGUGCAAUCCAGGAUAAUUUACAAUCUUCUAAAACUAUAAUGUUAGUAUGUGAAGUGCUUGACAAGCUACAACAAGCAAUCAAAGAUUAUCCACCUGAACAACAGCCACAAAGAUUUGGUAAUAGAGCAUUUAAACAAUGGUUUACAUGGUUACAAGAGAAUGCCAUUGAUAUUUGUUCUAUAAUUUUUCAUGACCACGGUACUACAGAUUUCACUGAUCCACCAAUAUCAUACAAAGAAGCAAUUGAAGAAGUUGCUGGCUACCUAACUGAAUCAUUUGGCAAUUCAACACGUAUUGAUUAUGGAACUGGACAUGAAUUAGCUUAUUUGGCAUUUUUAACUUGUCUUUUCAAAUUGAAAAUUUUAAGCACACAAACUGAUCCGGAUGCAACCACUGUAAAUGAUCUUGUAGGCGUUGGAUUAAUUGUUAUGCCAAAAUAUUUGAAAUUAGUUCGUUUAUUACAAACAACUUAUUGUAUGGAACCAGCUGGUUCACAUGGUGUCUGGUGUUUGGAUGAUUUCCAAUUUGUACCGUUUAUUUGGGGCAGUAGUCAAUUGAUUGGCUGUCCUCAAUACAGUCCUUCAGUGAUAACAGAUCGUGAUGUUGUUGAACGUGAUAAGGAUAAAUAUCUAUUAUUUUCAUGUAUUGCUUAUAUUCAUCAAUGUAAAACUGGUCCAUUUGAAGAACAUUCACAUACAUUGUAUGGUAUAAGUGAAAUACCGAAAUGGGAAAAAGUCAAUUCUGGUUUAAUUAAAAUGUACAAAGGUGAAGUUUUAGAAAAAUUCCCAGUAGUUCAACAUUUUCUAUUUGGCAAUUUAUUAUCAUUUGAUUCAAUACAAACUGUGAAAUGUUUAAACAAUCAAACACCUACUACUACUACUACGGCUGAACAACGCAGUCACAUUCCUUCAAAUAGUAGUGAUUUAUUCGUUAAACCAAUCACAUCAACACCCAGCAUUUCACAACAAUCGAAUUCACAUGCUGGUGCUGAUGGCGUUGAACAUUCUUGAAGUUUAAGAAAAAAAAGAUUCUUCAAAGUCAUUGGAUCGAUUAUACAGUUUUAAUUUUAUGCGUUUUCUUUUUCAAAACAGAAUUGAUUAUGUAUAUAUAUAUAUAUCUAUAAUAUAAUAUAAUAUAUAUAGAGGAGAGAUGUUUGCAAAACCAUAUAAGCAUUUUCAUUCUAAAACAAUGGAUUGUUACUUGUUU